AUGGCGCGUCUCAACACACAUCUCUCGGCCACCCCUCAGGCUCGUGCCUCAACAGUCGAUUCCUUGUACCGUGACCCCUCAGUCGCGCCUCACAGCCACAGCCAUGCGCGUGUUUCCACAUACUCAGUCUUGAGCCCGUCGCAGUCGUCCGAUAAGGAGAACAUCUCACGCGAGAGCACGCCGCAACCACCGAAACGCAGGGGCCUCAGUAACGCGUCUGGGCGAAUCCCAACGCCCGAUACUGGCUCUACAACCAGCGACACCAGCAACAAACGGAGGCGGACCGACAACUAUCGUCAAACUGGCAACUCCGGGUUAUACGAGGAUGAGGAUGAGGAGGAAGAUGAAGACGAGGAAGAACAGGAGCAGCGGAACCCGCGGAGGGCACCGACUACCCAGCCCGAGGAAGAUGAAGAUAGCCAAAUCAAACUCUACAAUCCCAACCAGGAUCCCGAAAAGCGCCGCCAAGUCCGCUAUCAGCUGCGCGAUCAUCACCGUCAGCUAGAGGAAAAUCGUGACACAUUCAUUCAAGCCAAGAACAAUGGCUUGUUCGAGCUGCUCAAGAAAAACGACUCGACGUUUGGGAAAGUGAGGCAGACCGCAGAUGCGACAGUCGACUCCAGGUUUCUUGUUACUGCGACAGAUAUGGCCAACAUGAAGCUGCAGAAGAGUUUGCACGGUAGUGGUGGCGCUGGUAUUGAUCUCGAUCAAUUCGUAUCGAAGUGCAUAUAUUUUAUGAAGUCCGGUGGUUAUAGACAUGGCGAAGAAGACGCGCCAGCCAUAGCGGUCGCAGAGGAUGAAGAGGAAGACACCGGCGAUGGUCUUGAUUGGGCCUUAUUCGGGCGACGAGCCUGUUUUCCGAGCAAUAAGCGACCACCCACGUCGAGUUUUCUUCUCGGUCCCUUGUCAGUGCAGAAGAAGGUCAGAACCACACAACGACGAGCAACGCAAAGAAAAGGUCCUGUCGGCCCCGCAACCAGGCCACAUGAAAUUAAAGAAGGCGAUAUCACGCAGUCUGAGAAUACCAAUCUCACACAUCUGGUCAAGGGCAUCAAGUCGAGAUUGGAGCAGCACUUGGAAGCUGCAGCAGACGCUGCGGCUACUGAAAUCGAACAGCUGACUGAGGAUGUUGGGGAGGAUUCGAUAACAGAGGAAGACGAAGCUGCUGCGUUUGCCAGGCAUCGUGUUGCUAGGACACCAGACGACGAGGCUGGCGUUCACUUGUUCGACUUCGCCAUCAAUCCGCGCGACUUUGGGCAGACGAUCGAAAACCUAUUCUACAUUAGUUUUCUGGUAAGAGAAGGCAAUGCGCAGAUUAUUAAGGACAAUGAUGGGCUACCACUGCUCCUACCUGCUGCCCCCCGAGGCGUCACGGAACAACGAGAUCAAGGCGCACAGAAACACCAAGCUGUGUUCAGUAUCGACUACCCAACAUGGCAGAUGUUCAUCAGAGCGUACGAUAUCAGGGAGCCGCUGAUACCGCACCGGGUUCAAGAGGAGGAUGGUGGUGGUGCCCGUUGGUAUUGA
Boeremia exigua is the source of this 1527-nucleotide messenger RNA. Its product is annotated as Nse4 C-terminal-domain-containing protein. The record is from RefSeq and is a predicted model, not a curated record. Gene Ontology annotation, cellular component: Smc5-Smc6 complex; nucleus. NCBI's taxonomy places the organism in Eukaryota, Fungi, Ascomycota, Dothideomycetes, Pleosporales, Didymellaceae. The transcript has 3 exons. The coding region runs from base 1 to 1527 and encodes 508 amino acids. Gene Ontology annotation, biological process: DNA repair.